AUGGUGGUUGGUAGCAGUGGACCCUCGCAGUUCCAACUAACCAAUGUCAUACUUGGAAGAAAGGAGUUCCCCAAGGAUGUUGCUAGCAUUUCUGGCAGCAUGAAGAGCACUGGAGAGCUCGCUGGUAGACGAGUGGUGGUGAUCAACGGACCAAACAUCUAUGACAAGGAUUUGUCUCAGGCCAAGAGGAAGAUGGAGCUGAGACGGUCUAAGUGUUUAUGUAUACCUGGUCCCCAUGCCUUUCUAGUUGCCUUUGAUAUGGAGACAAUCUCCCUGAAUGACAUGAACACCAUUCGACUGAUGAAGGAACGCUUUGGGAGGCAGUGUCUCAGGCACUGCAUGGUUCUCCUGGCCUAUGAAGGUGAUCUGGAGGGAGCUGCCCUCGAAGAUAGAGUUCGGAAGAGAGACUGGUACCUGAGAGAGCUGAUCGAGAAGCACGGCGGACGCUUUCAUGUUUUCAAAAAGGACUGGAGAGACCGAAGCCAGGAGAGAGAGCUGCUGCAGAAGAUCGAGUGGAUGGUUGCCUCACUGGCAGGGGCCUUCUUCUCCAGCCCAUCUUUCCAGAAGGCAGAGGACAGCGUGAUGAAGGAGGAGAAGAGGCUCAGGAAGCAGAGGGCAGCAGAAAUAGAGAAGGCAUGGGAUGAGAUGGAGAAGCAAUACCUGGAAGAGGAUCUGUAUUUCCACAAGGACGCCUAUACUGCCAAUAUCAGCGCAGAGAUCAGAGCCAAGGCGGAGAUAGACAACAGCUGGCUCAGAACCUCCCUGGCAAGAGGACUGGGGUCGGGUUUUGUUGUGGGAGCGGUGCUGGGUGCACUGGUUGGGGCUAUAGAAGGGCCAGGAGGGAUGGUUCUGUAUGGCUUAAUAGGUGGAGCUGUUGGUGGAUCAGGAGGGGGAACCGCACAGGUGGCAAUAGAACACAUAGAGAACAAAGUGGCUCCACCUGCCAGACUCAACUUCAACUCCAUCUUCAUCAAUCGCUUCUUUGCAGCUCCUCGGACAUGA
Stegastes partitus (bicolor damselfish) is the source of this 1002-nucleotide messenger RNA. NCBI's taxonomy places the organism in Eukaryota, Metazoa, Chordata, Actinopteri, Pomacentridae. The record is from RefSeq and is a predicted model, not a curated record.